GCUCUGCCAUCCUCUCGUCGGGUCUGCUGGGUUGGCUCCAGGGGGCGGGGGCAGCGAUCGGUCAGGUCUGGGUCCAACAUGGCGGCUGUGGCGAGCACCAACCCCUCUCAGCUCCUGCCGCUCGAACUUGUGGACAAAUGCAUAGGCUCACGCAUUCAUAUUGUGAUGAAGACUGAUAAAGAAAUUGUUGGAACGCUUCUAGGAUUUGAUGACUUUGUCAAUAUGGUGUUAGAAGAUGUUACAGAAUUUGAGAUUACACCUGAGGGCAGAAGAAUCACAAAGCUAGACCAGAUUUUGCUAAAUGGAAAUAACAUAACAAUGCUGGUUCCUGGAGGAGAAGGGCCUGAAGUAUGAAUUGAUGCAGUUGUUGUCUGUGAAGACAUUUUUAUAUAUAUAUACAUAUAUAUGUAUGUAUAUAAUCUAAAUAGAGCUUCUGGGGUAUGGGUGUGUGUGGGUUGUUGGUUUGUUUAUUUUGUUUGCACACUCUUGUGGUUGACAUUUGAUAAAAGACAAGUGUUUCCUCUUCAGGAAAGGUGCAUUGCUAGUGAUGAUGCUGACUUUGUACGUUGAAAUCGUGACUUUCUUGUAAAGAUGCACUAAUCUGUUCUGAAUAAAAGGCUUUCAUUUUGUUA
Molecule: messenger RNA, 632 nt
Organism: Tyto alba (common barn owl)
Lineage: Eukaryota; Metazoa; Chordata; Aves; Strigiformes; Tytonidae
Gene: LSM5
Product: LSM5 homolog, U6 small nuclear RNA and mRNA degradation associated
Exons: 5
Coding region: 79-354 (91 amino acids)
Biological process (GO): mRNA splicing, via spliceosome
Cellular component (GO): U6 snRNP; Lsm1-7-Pat1 complex; U4/U6 x U5 tri-snRNP complex
Molecular function (GO): RNA binding
Source: RefSeq, a predicted model, not a curated record